AUGGCAACGUGGUACUCUGCGGUAAUGGUAAGUAAAAAAUAAAACCCCCGAACUAAACGCGUCAAAACGAAACAAACGUUCGGAAAGACUAUCGUUUUACGGAACUCAAUACGGUUGCCUUUAGGCUAUAGCUAGCGGGUGUCGAUUUCGCGAAAUAAUAACAAUACGUAAUUAUUAUUGUCAUUAUAAAAAUACCGUCCGCAGUUAUAGUAUACGUAUUCCGAUCCGAAUAUUAUUAUCCUUAAAAGUCCCGGGGACUUGUAAUUUGCUCGAAUUCGUAAACUAUCAAAUUUCUCCCCGCCCCCUCCCCCAUCGUCACUGUAAUAAUAAUUUCGUCUAUUUGCUUUGUCAUUAAGAAAACGGGCGGACUCUCGAAUAGUUUCGCUCGCGUUAUACUACGCGGGGGAACACGCGAAAAAAGAAAAACAAGCGCAGUAAACACGAGACCGUAGGAAAUGUAUAAUAUGUAUACAUAUAUAUAGGUUAUUGGUACCGUAUUAUUUUCGAGAUUCAAGACGGCGACGACGAAAUAAUAAUCGAUAAUGAAAAUAAUGGCAGCGUUUGCAGUUUAAAACCGUAAACACACGGUAUCCGGUAACGUUUCGGCGCUAACGCGUGCGGUAAUAACCGUGUGUGUACGGGAGACAAAUUAACUCGGUUUUCCGACGCGACCGUCGCCGCUUCCCGUCCGACUGAUUUUUAUUCGUAAAACACGACAAACUCCAAAUUCCCUACAGGCGUAUCGUGCAGCAAAACUAUUAUAAGCCUUUUGUUGUUCUUCGGAUCGCGUCCGGAGACGUUGAAAAUUCGUCUCGAACACCGCGAAAAUAUUUUGCCCAUCGAAUUCUGUACGAUAUUCCGCACUUCGGGCGGUCCGAAGGCGCGGAAACACCGAACGCGGAAAUCCGACGGACCUGCCGUAUGAAUUGCACUGUCCCGGCGGCGACUUAACUCGCAAUAUUAUCUAAAGAUCCGGAGACGCGGUUCUCGUUUAGACGGCCAACGCAAUCGACGAACGUGUUUAAUUUAGUAAAAAUUUCACGAUUUAAUGCGAUUUCCGAACAGUUUGCAUACGUUCGGUAAUACCGUCAUCGGUUUCCGUACAUAAAUCGCGGCAAAAAGGUGACGAUACCUGGGACCACUCGUAUUGCACAAACGCAGAAACUGACUUACGCAGAUUACCAACUAACUGACCCGACAAUGUUUCGCUGUUGCUAGAUAACAGUGUAAACAACAACUGUGAUAAUAAUAAUAGACUUUUUGUCCGUGACAACCAAACCGUCAUCCGGGUCACCCGAUAGGUAACCCGUGAUAAUAAACAAAACUAAAUAAUUAAUUAGGUAUUCUCGGCAUGAAUAUAUCUAAUUAAUUAGAUACAUUCCUAAAAACCUAACUGUAGCUAUUUUCGUAAAAAUCUCGACAUAUUUUGAAAAAAAAAAAACGCAGCCCGUGUUACCUUGCCGAUAAUGCAGCUUUUUUUAUGCGCGAAAAAAGUUUUAAAACCGGUUAAGUAGUUUUCCCAUUUCCCAAGUACCUUCCCGUUUUUCGUACACCCACGGAAUAUCAGCUGAGCUCUAACCGGACGCUUUUUACACGGGUUGGUGAAUUUCGACUUUUCAAAGUUCGGUCGAUUAACAAGUAUUUUUUUUUUUAAUUAUUAUUAUGUCGUAACUUUACGAACGAUUGUAUGGUAGCGAGUUUUUACGUACAAAUACGUACGGCGCCGAAUACAAGAAACGAUUAUUCAUAUUGCGCGUAAAAAAAUAUUGAUUUCACUUUCGUACGCGAAUAUUAUAAACAAUUUUUUUUCUCCUUUUCGGAAAUCGGUAAACAUCGUCGCUAACUGUUUCGAUUGUACUGUCGUAGCGUAUAAUAAUUUAUAGUUUAUUACCGCACCCCGAAUCGAUGUAACCAGUAAACGCGCUUAAGAACGUACACACGAACGUGUUGAUUUUAAAAGUUGCGGUUUUUAUGCCGAAAAAAAAACUCUGCUCGUUUAAAACUGCGAUUGAAAACUUAUCGUUACGUAGAAAAAAAAAAAAUCGACAACCAAAGAUUACCCCGCGAUCAUUUACGGGUUUUCGUUUUAUCAGUCCGGACGCCACUGACGUUAAAUAACACGUUGUACGCUGCUGCUGUGAUACCAUACCGUCCGCCGGACAUUUUUUUCGAGCGCUUCGUACGGCGUGAUAAUUACGGGAAAAUAACCACCACCCCCCCCGAAAUCUCGAAAAUUCCGGCGCAAUCUCGACUUUUACGAAACGCAAUACGGCUGAACGGUAAAUCCCCGUGCGCUCGACAUCAAUACGAUACGACAAUGUAACAGGUGCGAAAUAUACGAGAACCGGUGUCGAACGUUUUACGCCGGCGAUAAUCGUUUUCGCAGCGAAAAAAAACAAUGACAACACGUAAAAUACCGGGUAUCGCGCGUAGACGGGAAAACGGAAAACAUUUUGAAAAAAAAAAAUAAAAUACGUUCGCCGGAGUACCCGAUUUGCCUAUGCAGUACGCCGUCCGGUCUUGCGCGACCGGUCCGCGGAAAACGCCGGCGCGGUUCGUUUUACGGAGCGUACGGACGCGACAUAAAAUAUCGGGAAAAACGAAACGGCCGAGCGAACGACGAAACGACGUAACGGCCGACUGACAUCGAUAUAUCCGUUUACGCUCCGGUAAAGGCGAAUCAACGGCGCGCCGUAUACGGUACAAAGUUUAGAACAUAAAACAUGCUACGCGGACAACAAUCGAGAAUUAACACGGGAAUCGAUACUGCACAAUGACUUUGCAGCCGUAUCUAUUGUUCCCGAUACACCCUGUAAAACGACUUGGUUCAACGACUCAGAUUCACCAAGAUCCACUAUUGUCCGGUUGAACCGACCCCGUGCGGGCCAUUCGCUCCUAUCCGCGAUCGCGCUUACAUAAACUUGGUUUAAAUUGCUCUCCCGUUUGCGCACCACACUUAAACGAAAUCGUCCGCGACCUAACGCCCGCGCUAACCCGUAGACUGUCCCUCGUCACUAGGGCUCGGAGACUCUAUGCGCCCAAAGUCCACAAAAAAAAUUGUAAAAAAAUGCUUAAAAAUGCACUUGGAAAAAAACAAAACAAAAAAUUGUAAUAUGUUUUUAAAAGACCCCACUCUAAUGGCUAUAACUUAUGAACCACAUUUUUCGAAAACUACAAAAAUUAUCAACACUAGCUUUUAUAUAAAAUUGUAAGUAUUAUAAAAAAAAAAAAAAAAACUACAUACGUUAGAACAGUACAUUUUAACGGUUAGAGACAUGGGGAUUAGGCGUGGAAUUUUUAAAUCCUUCUGGGCUCUCUGUUAUUUUUACUUUUAAAAUUUUUUUUAAAAGCUCUUUUAACGUUUAUUUAAGCUGUUUUCUGUGGAUUUUAAAUGCAUAAAGUCCCGAGCCCUGUUCAUUACAUACUAAAUGUAUAAUUUUGCUCGGUUACUUGCAAUCCCUUAACGUUCACCCCAUAACGUUAGGUAUUGUUGAGCACGGAGAAAAGGUUGCUCUUCUCCGUGCUCAACAAUAAAUCCAGAAUGGCCACACAAAUAAUAGUUAAUCAAUUUCGUAUUGGAAGAUGAUUUUGUUGUUUAAUAUUUAUCUGUUUUUUUUUUUUUUAAUUUUCACUGCCAUAAUUUCGUAUUGAAAUAAUUGUCAAGCUGUCAUGGUCACUGGCUAAAAGGUAAUAAGAAAAAAAAAGCAAACAAAAUAUUAUACAAAACGAGAAUAUAACGAAAUAAAGGCGUACGGUAAUAAUAGUCGGAUAAAAUAUUUGACAAAUCAAUUAGAGAGAGUGUCCAACAUUAAAAUAAAUCUAAAUAUUGUAAAUCGAAUAUCCCGCGAACGCGAGGACGUUGACCGGAAUGUAUGACACAUUAUAUUUCGAAUUGAUCGUCGGAGCAUAAAAAAAAACCGAUUUAUUUCUCAAAAUGUCCGCAAAAAAAAAAAAAAAACAUGUAAUGAUAAUACGCGGAUAAAACGAAUCGAACGGUCCUCAAAACGAAACGCAAAUUAUAUCGUCCUCGGGUAAUAUUAUACGGGUUUUUACAGUUUUACAGCCGAACGAUACCGUGUUCCAUCAUUCGGAUGGAAACAAAACGCAUUAUACACAAUUCGAACGUUAAACCGCACCGACCUUUUCGACGAAUGUUAACCGCCUCGGUCCGAGCCGUUUGAGGAGGACGUUCCCACCCCCCCCCCCCCCCCCCCUCCGACAGAUAAACUAUUAAGGAUCGUUCGAUUACGCGCGGUAUUUUCGUUAGAUCAGUGUUUUUUGACGACCGGACGACGGUGAUUUUUAAGCUCGGCCUUUCUCGGCGACAACACCACUCGGCAAUGGCGAUUAGCCGGAGUCAAAUAUAACAAUGCUUUAUCGCUCUGCAGUGUAUUCGCUACACGACGGAAUUUUUUUUUUUUUUUUGCGAUUUUUGCUACGGACCGCUGGUCAGGAACCACUGAACUAAAGCGUCAGACGAACCACCACCUAAACUAACCUAACCUAAUCUAAAUCCGCCCCGCAAAGUGCAUUAUAUUUUAUUGUACGCGCGCAUAUUACGCAUGUUCUGCAUAUUCCGCAGUCGCGUCUACUUUAACGACAAAACAAUGUGUUAAACUUUCAGGAAAAUACGUAUUAUAUUUCCGAUAAAACAACGAACUUGAAAAAAACUAUAACGGUGUUGGUGUUGCGCCGUAAUACGUUUUUGAAAAAAAAAAUAAUAAUAAUAAUACCUAAUAAAAAUUCGAUGUUUAUUAAUACGCCGCGCAGUCGUUUCGUACCGAUAAUAUGUCGAUUGUACACGCGAAACGUGCGCUUUUUACGCACGCGCAUAUACGGUUUAAAUAUUAUUAUUUUUUUUUUAAUACACGGGGUCAAUUUUACAAAACAAUUGUAGUUGCUGUCGGGGGUUUUUUUUUCGUAUUUCUUUUGGAAAGCUGCGUAUUAUUUUACAAUCACAGUGCGAAACCGUUAGUCAUCUGCUAAAAACAUCGCGGCAUCAUGAGUCAUUAUUUACACAACGCGUGCUUAUUGUAGUUGAGGAAAAUAUUAUAGGAAUGAAAAAUGCGUAAAGAAAAAAAAAAACGAACACGACACGCAGACUGCCGCUGUUUAUUAGAAGUGAAUUGUUUGACAAUCCUAUCGUCGUGGAAUAUAAAACAUAAAUAUUUAUGGGGUCGCGUUUAUACGCUGACGGGUCGCAAUUAAUGCGUCCCGUCAAGAAUAUCGUUCAAACGGGAAGAUAAUCUGUAUAGAAAGAACUAUGCCGCAAAAAAAAAAAAAAAAAAAAAACAUCAACAGCAACAACGAAAAUACUAAAAAGCUCCGCGUUCGCGUUAUUUGCCAAAUCAAAAGGCGAGCUUUCAUUUUUCAUUUUUACAUAAUGGAAACUGUAUAAAAAGAAUUUAAUGAAAAGUGCUGUUCGGGGUGGACUCGCUGCUGCUGCUGCUACUACUGCAGUUUUCCACGGCAAAGUCGAUUCCCGUUCGGCAAGCAGCACUUAAGACGAGGCGAAUUUCGAAUAAAAACAAAAGGGGCUACCACCGCGAAACGGUAAUGUUUUAAACGCGCAUUAUUAUUUUUUGGAUAUUCGAACGCGGCACCGUCGAUUUGAAACCCUAUGUACACACGCGUGUAAAGUGCGGCGUGUUUUCGUGUUCGUUUCGCGGAGCGUCUGAAGGGUUUCGAAUCGGAUUAUAAUAUUAUUUUUCAUAUUUUUUCCCCGAGCGGCCAAUUAAAUAAUACUCGACACACGUCAUAACCGGGAAAUUCAUAAAUGCAAAAAGUCAACUACUUCCGGUAACGUUCUUUCGGAAACGAGAGUGUCUGACGUUCUUCGAUUGUUUAUUUUUUAUUAUUUUUUUUUUUUUAUUAUUAAAUUUCAAUAUCGAACCGCGCCGUACCGCGUUGAAAUAACCGGUAAUUCACUCUGCCUGUAUGCGGCUUUUUUGCCCGACCGAGUAGAAGGAAUAUGGAAUUUAUUGUGUUCUUAUUAGUUUUGUUACGUGCAUUGUACCGAAAGCGCGACGAUCAUCAAAAACCGAUUCCGAAUAGAAAACAGAAAACUACAACUGUCGGAAAUGUCGAAACGCGUACCGGGUUUUCCGGAGGACUUUCGUCGGGCCUUUUAAUGUAAAACGCGGCGCGCAUUUCCGUUCGGCGUUUUUUCCCCUCGCGUACAUUUCGACCCGACCGCGGACACGCGAAACUAUAAUCCAUCAUUACCGUCAAAAGGCACCGGGCGCGUCGAGUGCAAUUAAUAAUAUGACGUUACGCCGGCAACGUGAUCCAUAAUAAUAUUGAUGUGUACUCACGUUAAACGGUACGAGAAAAAAUGCGCAACAAUAUUAUUAUUGCAGCAACACAAUAUUUCCGGCGGGCGGUGUUGUUUCGGGGAACUGCGAGACGUGCGCGCGCCGCGGGACGAUCGGUUACGCGGUCGCCGGUGGCGCGGACACAUUUUCGAAAAUUUGUCGAUUUCGGGGGGCGGCAUAGGGAGCGGGGACUUUCAAAGGAAGUUUUCCGUGUCCGAACGGGCACGCGGUCGAAUCCGUUUCGGCAGAAACCCUUUGUCUACUGCGCCGUGAUGUCCGCCGCAUUUACGCUGAGCGUAAAACGGUAAAACGGUCGAGCCGGUGGAUUUCGUAACGAAACAUUAUUCGCUUAUCCCGCGAAAACCGCUCUCCCCGGCGGACGGGGGUGAAGGGCGCGCCCUGGGGAAGGUUUAAAAGUCAAAGGCGGUGUUCGGUCUCUCUCUCUCACUCUCUCUCUCUCUCUCUCUGUCUCCGGGAACUUUUUUACGGUACGGGAUAGAGGGGAGUGGACACGCUAUGGAUAUUCACUCGAAAAUACUCCGGCGGAUGGCAGGAGGGAGGCUAAAACGGCGAUAACCAAACGUGAACCACGGUUAACCCAUAACCGCGAAAAACACAUUACCGUCGAGCGUCAAGUACGUUCCGGACAGAGUAUAAUAAUGUAUAAUAAGACACCGGAAUCGUUACUAAACCGGGAGUGCCGCGGCCGGGGUAGUAAACUCUCUCGCUCCGCUCGCCGUGUUUCGGACUUAUACGACCCGUCGUCGCGGCGUGUAAAAUAUUCUCACGGGUCGACUUAAGUUGUUCGACGUACGCGAACGGCAUAACACUGCGUAAACUCUCCCGGGUGAACAUUUCUAUGUAAUGUCGGAAAUAUGUAAACUCAUCUCCCGGGCAAUUUCGAACAUAAUAGUACGCCAUUCUCUGCGUAUACUGCAGUGUCAUUCGACAGAUCGCGAGUGGUCCGCACAAUAUUAUUUUAAAAGUGAUCGAAAUUUCACGCCGAAAGACUAGGGGGGAGAGGGUUUUUUUUUUAUUUUUUUGUUCGAAAAACAUAAUAUUAUAAUAUUACGGGUGUUAUGGUCGAAAUACAAUAAUAAUACGCACGCAGGCACUCGAAUAUUUGAUAGCGUGAAAUAACAAAUGAAAACGUUUCAUAUUUUAUUAUUUACACGACUUUUGUGCGAAAUCAUAAACAAAACGAGAUUUAUAGUAAUUUUAAAUUUUCAAAAAUUAUUUAUUAUUUAUAGAGUGUCGCUCGUGCCAAAAUAAAAGACGUUAAAAUUGAUGAAUCUGCCCGGUUUUUUUCUUUUAUUUCGUCCGUGUCGACCCGUAAAUCAACAACUAUUCCGUUUCGAAUAUACCGAAAACAACCCUGUGUAAUCUUCCCCUUCCCACACCCCUUUAGUGGUUGAAUAUCGGAAAUCCGGAUUUCACGCGAACCCGGUCAUCCGUUCCAGUAAAUUAUGCAAAUUUUCAGAUAGAUUCGGAGACAAAUACUUUUUUUAGUUUUUUUUUUUUUUUUUUUUUGUCGAUUGACGAGGAAUUCGAAUUUUCGACGAAAAACCCGUCAGGCCAGAUGGUAAUUUUCGGAUUACUUUGAGCUCGUCCGUCGGCCGGAGAGUUUAAAUGAUCAAGGCAUUCUUGCGAAUAUAUGUAAAUGCGCACGACGAUCGCCGCCGUCGCGGACGAGGCAGUGUUCGAUAUUUUUUUAUUUUUUUAUUUUUUUUGGGAGAGAGGGUAGCUCGGAGGACUGGAAUAAACGGUGCACGGUACGAUUAUUCCACGAUUGUAUUCCGCCGAAUCUGUUUGUUUUAGUGGUUUUUCCCGCGAACGAGCGGGUCAAUUACACACGCCGGAACACUCGGUUCGAAACCAAUGGAUUGGUCACGGCACCGCGGUGUACACCGCGAAAAAUGGAAAACUAAAAAACGCGUUUAAUGAGCCACGGUUUGUUCGUAUGGUCGUUUCUUUUAUUAUGCUGUUAUCAGUAUAAUAUAUUUUGUGACGCAAUCGGUCCGAUUUCCAUUCGAGCGGCGGGAUUGUCGUUUUCUGUCGGCGUGCCGCACAGAUGGAACACCGCCGGCACGCCGUUUCGCGCGGCCCUUGCCGGAACAACGAGAGACACCGGACAAAAACGAAUCCGAAAUCGCGUCGUUCCGCACGUGCCCUGUCCCGACGCAAUCGAUUUCGCGACGCCGGGCCGUUGAAAAACGUCCCGGAGCCCCGUCGAUCGCGCCCUCGUCCGCCUUGUGGUGCUCCUCCGUCCGGCGCGCGCGUCCGAAAACUCCUCGCGCGGAAACCCCGUUUCUUACGGAAACCGUCCGGCGCCGCGUCGGCCGAACCCGGACAUCGGUCGGUAAAGCCCCCGGACCCGGCCGCGGCGUCCGAACCGCAAUGCCGUGCACAGCGCCCGCGGCCGUUACCCCCGCAUAAUACGUUCGGCAUACGCGGUAUUGAUCGCGUCUCCAGUCCCGCGUCGUCGUCGUCGUCCCCCCGCGCGCGCGCGCGCACGGAACGGCGCGACAUUAAAACCGAAGCUCUUCGGGAAACGGGCGCCGCACUACACGUCGCGACGACUUAUACUUGCACGUCUUGCGCGACGUGUGAACGCGCGCCGCGAACGGCAUACAAAUUCGCACGACGUUACCGUAAUUCCGGCGGGAGACGAACGCAUAAUAAGCUAAUUAAAUACACUUUCUUUCCCCGGACGCGUUGCCCACCUAUGGAAUCGUAUUACACACGCAUCGCGCGCUCACGCGUCCCGCUCGCAUUCCCACCGUAUUCUGUUCGUUACCACGCGCGAACGCUAAGUUCGUUGUUGUAACGCUCUAAAUUUGUGUACGUGCGCGUGCAUUCGUAAACGCGCGCCCGGCCGACCUAACCUAAUACCGAACAAUUUACUACGGACGUGGAAAAAAAAAAAAUAAUAAUAUAAUAACGAUAAUGGUCGAGAGCUCAGGAUAUUGCGCCGUGUACCGUUUGUUUCGUGUACCGCGCGCGGCGAUGGAGUAUUGCGCGGGACAGAGGGAGAAAAAAAAAACGAUUCUGAGAAUAGACGUAUUAGUCGCGGUUUGUGUACCCCCUCUCCGCCACCAACAAGACGGGCAAUCCGGAAAUCGACAUACCGCGUAUAAAACCGAUGAGAAUCUAUAGGCAUUUUUUUCGCGCGAAUAAAGAACUGGCUACCGGAUAAAGAUUACCCGAUUCGAAACAUUCUUACCGACCGAAAAGUUUGUUUUUCUAUACGGGAGGGGGAAAAAAACAAAUUAAAAAAAAAACCCGUAGGAGAUGAACUGUUAGCAAUAUCGACGAACGUUUCGAAUAGAAUGCCGUCGGCCGGAAAUUCCACGUCUUUUGCGAUACGUAUUUCGUGAACAAAUCGGCAAAGCAUUUUUAUCAGCCUAAAAAAAAAAAAAGAUGUUUUCCGAGAAUAUAAAAAAAAAAACUCGUCCCAGUAAACUCACUAGGUUUUCCGUUAUCGCCCUCCGGGAUCGAAUAAAUGCGUGUUUUAACGGUCGUUGAAUAUUACACGACGCGGCUGUCAAUGACGUUGCGACGGGUACUUUUUAGCCCGUCGCAGGCGAGGCGACAUUAGUUCGUAACGGUUCGGGCGCACGGUACGCGAAGGGGAAAGACAAUAAAAAAAAAAAAAAAAUUGUUCGAAAAAUAUUCAUACAGCGAAUUCGGUGAUAUCGUACGUGAAAUAAAAAAACGAACAGAACGUAAUGUCGUACGCGUUCCCCGCGGCGGGUCGUACGCCAUUAUUUAUGCGACGCGUUUCCACGACCGUUGCGAGUAGUUCUUUUGUUGAUGUCUCCGUACACGCGGGCGGGAACGCAAAUAAAUAAUUAUUGUUCGCGGGAGACUGUUCGGGGCGUAUCGAGUAUUCCGGAACGUCGCGUCCCGGGGUUCGGUGCGUGUGCUCGGGACUUUUGUCAGACCGGCGGGACGGCGAUACGGGAACGGCGAAAAAAAACGGAAAUCGACGCGUUUUUUCUCUCGCGUUCGACAAUGUUCAGACGUUUAACGGCGCCGGUUCCGUUACCCGCCUCGAACGCGCGCUCCGAACCGACCGUCCCGCGAAAAGUCGAACGCGAAGGCGACGGCCGGGAGAAAACGCGCGGGCAGAGGCGGCGGUGGGCGGCGCUCGACGAAAUUACUAUUAUCGCCGUCGUUUGACACACGUUUCGAGGCGAACGCGGUGCAAACGCAAUGACGGCCGGCGCUAAAGACGCUCGUGUGGGGGACAGUGGGGGGGGGAGGAGGGGGACGAGAAACGCGACUGCCCGCGAGAGAAUUGAUAUUGCGCGCCGCCGCGGGAACUCGGAACGGCCGAACUUCCGUCGCGAUAUUGUAAAUGCUUGCCGCGCGCGUCGUGUUCUGUGUGUGUGUGUGUGUGUGUGUGUGUGCCGACGGGGCCCGUCGAGAUUUCCCCGCGCGCCAACUCGUCCGGGACAACAGAGUCGCCUUUCGCCGGGUACAGAAUAUUAUUGUUAUUGUUAUACGUUUACGCGAUCGCCCGGGGGGGGGGGCAACGUUUCGACGCGGUUUCAAAGACUAUUUGCCCCGGUCGAAAACACGCGGCGGCGGCGGCGGCGUCGUCGUUCGCAACCCCCCCCCCCACGGGUUCUCGCGGUGCCCCCGGCGGUUUUCACUCGCCGGCCGGGCGGAAACGAAACGACGACUCGUAAAACGAAACGGCGCAGGUAAACCGCGCGCGAAAACAACAACAGCGACUACAACGACAUUAUUAUUGUUGUUGUUAUCAUACGCGUAAAUUAUACGCAAUAUCGCGCCGCCACGGGACCGUUUCCGGAGUCGGCGCGAUCCGUCCCCGUACACCAAUAACCAAUUGCGCGUCUCCGCGGUCUCGUCCGUCCCCGGGCGACGGCGUCGAUUCGUACAUAAAUGUAAUAUCGACGAACCGUACGCUUGUUAGCGGCUAAUCGAACGGGGGGGGAGGGGGGCCGCGAAUUUCGUUUCAUUUUUCCCGAACUCGCCGUGCAAUUUUCACCGUGCGAUCCCUUCGAUUGUUUUUCCCCCGCGUAAUACCCGUGACACACGUAAUCCGUUUCUCGUGUCCGAAUUCCAACUGCCGUUUCGGGUUUUACGACCCGUACGCCCGUCGCGGCCUGUAGAGCCAUUCUGCCCCGGGGCCGAAGACGUACGUACAAUAAUACCGCCGUCGCCUGCCUACCCCGGGAAAGUCGGCUUAUGCGGUUUCGUGCAGUGUUGCCGGUAUGUCGGUUACGGACGGUUGAAUAAUUUCGGCGCGCAUCCGUGUACGCGUCGUCUCGCCGCGGCCCGAGCGGGACCGGAUAUUUCGGAGUUGCGAAGUCUUUUUCCACUUCCGGCAUCCGACAACAAUACGCGCGACGGCGGGCCGCCGCUGUCGCGCCCGACGCCGACGGUAACGCGGACGACCGCGCGAUAAUUGAUCGGCGAGUCACGCCCGUCAACAACAACAACAACAACGGCGGCAAUAAUAUUACACUGUUAUCAUUAUGGUCAACGGAACGCGCGGCGAGACGGAAUACGAACAACGCGUUACGUCCGGCAUUAUAUUAUCUCUCGUUGUAUUCGCGCGUUAUUAUUAUGAUUAUUAUUAUUAUACUGUUACGCGUAGAGAGCUAGGCGCGUAAUAACGUGCGAAUGUGACAAGAGCCGUUACGUAUUAUUAUUAUUAUGGAUAGGUUUUUCGUUCGUUUUUUUUUUUUUUUUUUUUUUUUUUUUUUUCUACGCGUUCGAAAACGCGAAUUCACAAUAUUCACCGUCGUAUUAAAAGUCGAAGGCCCGUCGUAAUCGACGGUUCGAAUCCGUGCGCCGAAAAUCGUUUGAACGAAAGACAAAAAGACGGACGCGGCGUGCAGUACACAAAAAACAAAAAAACGCCCGUGGGGAUAUUUUUCUGUCGAAUUUGCCCCGAAAAUGGAAACGUUCGCGUUGUAUUUAUGUCCGUUACAGUUGAUUUACUUGUAUACGCGCAGUACGCCGUACGUAGAUCUAUUUCCGCGUUACUAUUGGACGCCGAACAAGCUCAAACUCGGGAAUUUAGAGUAAGGUAUCAUGGCCGGAUUUCGGCGAUUACGUUUUGUUCGUAUUUUACACUCCUAUCACACAAACGCGGCCAAAAAUCGAGCCGCGGAUGCAUGACAUUUCGUAUGGCGAACGUGUCGAAAGGUGUUGUGCCUUACGGGGUGGAGGGGGUUCCGGCGGUUUUCAACGUUCAAUCGACUGUCCGACCGCCGUUCUUGUGACGAAAGUUCGUGUGUUUUCGAGAGAAAUACCGGGUUUUCAACACCCUCACUGACCCGUUAUCACCGUAAUCUACCGGGCGUCGCGUUCGUGUAUUUCGAACUCGGCCGAAAACGGGCGGGCGCCGCGGUUUUUUCAACGCGCUCGUCCGCCUCGCGACGCCGAUUACGCGCGAAUAAAUCUGCGGGCGCGUGACGAAUCGCGUACACGCAACAGUUCUAGUGAUAACAACAACGAUAACAAUAACAGCGGCAGCAGCGCACAACAACCACGACGUCCGCGAACGAGAAACGCGUACCCCCCGUGAUCGACGUUGUUUUCCGUCGAUAAAAAUAAAAAACGCGAUAUUUUCCGAUCCCCCGUCCAGUCCCCGCUUUUAAAACCGACCGGGUACAGGGUGAGUGUACACCCAGGACCAACGGCAUUGAAAGUUCCUCGGGACAGUGUCGUAUUAUUAUUGUAACACCAACACAUUCCUCGCUCCGAAUCGUUUAAAUACCGAGUACAAUAAUAUCGUAUCGGUGAACGGUACCAGCGACCACCAAACAUUAGAAUAAUAUCUCGAGUUUCCGGGAUAUUAUCUGUUUUAUCGCGCGCAAUCGAACGUUACCGACAAACGAUAAUUCGGUGACGAUAGACGGAACGCCGAUAACCGCCGAUAUUACAAGCGUCCCCGUCCCCUGGUUAGGAUAUUUUUUUUAUUUUUUUCUUACAAACCGUGGCGCUCGCGUUUUGUUCGCGGAAAACACGUGGUAAUUGUUGUGAAAACGUUAACGGGUUAUUGUUGAGGGGACGGCGCCUCGGCACGACAGUGACGGCGCGCGGCCGGACGAUUACGGCCGUGACAAACGAAACGUGUUUUUAGAACACGCGUUUUCCGGCAUUGCGGACGGGAAAUUAUGUGGGUUCAAACUCGUAAGCCCCCAAGUCGCUAAAUACGUCGCGUUCGCAGGUGCUGUUGAUGGCCGCCGGCAGAGGGCUGGGACGACCCGAACCGCCGCUCAGCGGCUUCGGCGCGGGCGGCGGGUUCUCCGGGCUGACGCUGGACAGCUACGCGGCGCCCAUCGGCGGCAGCGGCGGCCCGUACCCGAGCGGCGGACCCGCGCCGCAGUACGGGCCCCCGCAACAGGCGCCCGUCAUACACAAGCACGUUUACGUGCACGUGCCGCCGCCGGAGCCCACGUACUACGCCCCGAAGAAACCG
Messenger RNA from Cinara cedri, 13776 nucleotides. The record is from the annotation of a GenBank genome assembly. Lineage: Eukaryota; Metazoa; Arthropoda; Insecta; Hemiptera; Aphididae.